AUGACAAGCAAAGAUGAAUCGUCGAUCAGAGAGAGAGCUGCGAAGGAAGGAGAGACGCGAAGAGAAAUUGAGGAUCUGAAGAAAAAGCUUGCGAUGGAGAAGAAAAGGACUAAGCGGAUUAAGCUUUUGCGGCUUCAUGGAGAUGCUUCUUCUCGUCGUUCUGGUUCUCUUGAUUUCCAGUUUCUUCCUUGUCUUCUUUCUCGGUUCUCGUUGAUCAAUGUUUGUAUCAGCUUUCUCUAG
Arabis nemorensis is the source of this 240-nucleotide messenger RNA. NCBI's taxonomy places the organism in Eukaryota, Viridiplantae, Streptophyta, Magnoliopsida, Brassicales, Brassicaceae. The record is from the annotation of a GenBank genome assembly.